This is a messenger RNA of Dichomitus squalens LYAD-421 SS1, 1698 nucleotides long. Its product is annotated as high nitrogen upregulated cytochrome P450 monooxygenase 2. The record is from RefSeq and is a predicted model, not a curated record. NCBI's taxonomy places the organism in Eukaryota, Fungi, Basidiomycota, Agaricomycetes, Polyporales, Polyporaceae. The coding region runs from base 1 to 1698 and encodes 565 amino acids. Gene Ontology annotation, molecular function: monooxygenase activity; oxidoreductase activity, acting on paired donors, with incorporation or reduction of molecular oxygen; heme binding. The transcript has 10 exons.
AUGCCGAUGUUCCCUCUAGCUAACGAGCGUGCACUGCUUACUAUCGCCGGGGUCGCUCUGAUCGUUCAUUUCGUCUUCAAGCGAUAUGAGCCGCAUCGUCUGACAGUUCAUGCACUGCUGUUGCUCGCUACACCUUCUUUACUCGUUCUGCCUCUACUCGAUCACCUCCCAGCUACCAAAGCGGUCCCGGUGGCUUUAGUCACAUUCUGGAUCACGCUUAUAUGCUCCGUUGCACUCUAUCGUCUUUCCCCUUGGCACCCACUCGCACGCUACCCAGGACCCCUCUUACUGAGGUUAUCCAAGUUGCGUAUGGCAUGGAUCUCGCGAGCAGGGAGGCGCCACAUAUACACUCAAGGGCUUCAUCGACGGUACGGGGACAUCGUCAGGGUCGGCCCGAACGAAGUGUCGAUAAAUAACCCCGCGGCCAUCCAAGCUUUCAUGGGAACCUCGGGUUUACACAAAGGUCCGCAGUGGCAUGCGCGAACGGCAACACAGAGCGUCCAGCCUCUUAUCGCCAUCAGUGACCCGAAGGAGCACUUGCGUCGCCGGAAGCCGUGGAACCGUGCCCUGAACGUGGCAAGCCUGAAAGAUUUGGAGCCAUUCGUCGCAGCCCGCGCCGAACAGCUCGUCAGCCGGCUUGCUGCUUCUCAAAGCCAAAACCCAAGCUCAAAGCCUCCGACGAACCUUGCGAAAUGGUUCAGCUGGUUUGCGUACGACCUGAUGAGCGACAUGGCAUUCGGCGGUGGGUCCGAGAUGCUGCUCAAUGGGGACGAGGGCAGCGUCUGGUCCUUGCUGGAAGUAGGCCUGGUGAACUCCGACACUUUUGGUCAUCUCCCAUGGAUGGCCGAUUACAUCCGCACGUUCCCUGGCCUUGGAGCGAAAAUGAAGGAGAUGCGUAGCUUCUGCAUCCAGCGCACCUUGGAGCGUGUCAAACUAGGGAAUACUUCCCGGAAAGAUUUAUUCUACUAUCUUAACAACGAGGACGGGUUCGAACAUCCGCGACCGCUUCCAGAGGUUGUAGCCGACGGGACUCUGGCCAUAGUAGCAGGCUCAGACACUACCUCAAGCGUCCUCUCAAACAUCUUCUACUGUCUGCUCACGCACCCAGAAGCAUACACCCGACUUAGAGCGGAAGUCGAUUCCUAUUACCCAUCGGGGGAAGACGCCCUGAACACGAAGCAUCAUGCGAAUAUGCCGUAUCUGAAUGCGGUCAUCAAUGAGGCGAUGCGUCUCUUCCCACCCGUAAGCGACGGGAGCCAACGUGUCGUACCAAUUGGUAGCGGGGGAAAAAUACUGGAAGACAGUUAUCUUCCAGAAGGGACAAUAACUACGGUGCACAUGUAUAGUAUACACAGGGACAGUCGCAAUUUCUCGCCCCUGCCAGAUAGCUUCUGGCCGGAGCGUUGGAUCCAUGCGGCAGCGGACGACAAGAGCGUCAUUGGGAUGAAGCUUGUGCACAACACUGCCGCCUUUUUCCCGUUCUCGUUCGGACCCGGUAAUUGCCCGGGCAAGGGCCUCGCGAUGCAGGAGUUGCGCAUGGUGGUCAGCGGGAUCAUCCAGCGGGUCGACCUGAGCUUGGACAACAGCUUCGACCCAGUCGCGUACGAGAACGGGCUGCUGGAUUACUUCAUCUUGACUCGACCGCCGCUGCCGGUCAUUGUUAGGCAGCGAGAGCACAAACAGACAACUUUGCAGUAG